Sodiomyces alkalinus F11 is the source of this 416-nucleotide messenger RNA. RefSeq lists its product as hypothetical. The transcript is spliced from 2 exons. NCBI's taxonomy places the organism in Eukaryota, Fungi, Ascomycota, Sordariomycetes, Glomerellales, Plectosphaerellaceae. The record is from RefSeq and is a predicted model, not a curated record. Bases 129 to 383 code for a protein of 84 amino acids.
CCCUUUCUGGGUGCCAAUAUGGAUCCUGGUGUUCGCUCAAUACGUGGCGGGGCACAUCAUUGGAGGCUUUUUGCUGGGAUACAAGGCAACUUACCCAGAGUACGACAUGGAGCCGAGAGCCGACGGCAAUGGCACCAAGAAAUCGGUGUAGUGUAUUGGGAGCACUUGCACACGACUUGGUGUUCAAGCGGUACCAGGCUUUAGGUGCAAGGCAUUUAGGCUCAUUGCCCUAUGAACUGGGGACGGUACGAGGAGAAACAUGGUUGCAGGGCUCUUUAUAUGGGGAAACACAAGGAUUGGAAUGUUCACUGCCAGGAUCUUUUUGUAUUCCGACGAUCAAUGCUCUCAAUUGCCUUAGACAAUCAAGUACCUUCAACGAAUGACCCGACCCAUUAGACACGUGUCCAAUGGAGCAC